Molecule: messenger RNA, 3976 nt
Organism: Dicrocoelium dendriticum
Lineage: Eukaryota; Metazoa; Platyhelminthes; Trematoda; Plagiorchiida; Dicrocoeliidae
Source: the annotation of a GenBank genome assembly
GGUGUUGACUGACGGUGCAAGCCGCUGAUGUUCAUGGGUUCGAAUCCUGAUGGAUCCGAUGGAUGCGCACUACUGAUGGUGCCCAACAGGUUAAAACUGCAGGCCAGUGCUUUCACCCUUUUCUCUGUGAGUACUACGCGGAAACUCGAUUUUUUGGCGUGCCAUACUGAUCGAGAUUUUCAGCUGAAAUAACGUGGAAAACAGUGUUUGAGUAAACACGAAACGAAAUUUGACUAUUGUCAAAUUUUCUUUGAUCCAAGAUAUCUUGGAUCGAUUAAAGUGGUACUGGCCAAAGCGUCUUUGGCGCUUACUGGAACUGCCCUUUUUAUUGGUGAACAAUAUUUAUGGCGGGAUAAUUUUGUUAGCAGUUUUUACUCGCGGACGCACUUAUGUCAAAAACACGGUAUAUCCGAGAUCACCGUAUGUCACAACACAGCUCAGAGGCUGAGCGUUUCUUCAUCCAUCAGGACCAAAUCGACCCCUACUAUUCUCCAUCAUCGUUAAGCCAAGAUAAAGAUGUGUUCUUCACAGGCAGCACUUUCUACUCUGUUCGCGUUGAACAAUCAGCUAACGACUCCAGUUACCAUUCAGGGAAUAUCGGCGCCUCAGAAAUUGAUGAUGCUACGCUGCAUAUUGACGAUGCUCUUGAGGAUGAGGAAGUCAUGAAUCCGAAUCUUGACUUUAUCGAUGCGCAUGAGUCCGCUUAUCGAUUGCAACAAUUGGAAACCGAACUGGAGACUAUGCGGUGCGAAAAUCAUGAUUUACGGAUGAUGCUGGAGAGCUACAAGGCCUCACAAUCACAGCGGGCUUUCAAUGGAGGGGUUGAUUCAUCUGGCGAGGAAAUAAUUGAAGAAAUCCCCACUAUUCAGCACAGUCGUCCCACAGUUAAAAAACUUGACAAAUCUGUGCAGCUCGAUCGAACCGGUGUUAUAAACGGUGGUGUUGACAUGCUUGACACUAGUCGCUACCACAUGAUUGAUCUGCAUUCCAAGACUAUAGAGGAAUCUCAUUUUCCAAGCGACUACUGGUCCAGAUUGGAGCAGUUGUUCAAAAAACGUUUUAACUCUGCGCGCCCUUCUACGCGGAACACAGCCUUCCAAUCUUCAUUAGUUGCUCAUCGUUCAGCUGCAACCAUGGCCACUCCAUCUACUGACAAGGAACAGCGAUGUUUUGGUGUCUCCGUUCGUCCCAUGACGAGAGAUGUUGGAGUGCUUUGGCACAGCGGAAUCCCCACUUCUGAGCAGGAUACGGCUGUGAGAAUCUGGCUGAACCGACAAUUUCCGCAGCUCUCGGAUCCCACUCGCUGUACAAUUACUCGGUUACUUCGAAGUUCACGUGAAUCACGCGAGGAGUUUGUUAAAACUAUUUUGACUAUUAUCAAGAAAGACACCAAGACUAUCGCUAGUGAAGUGAAACCUCAGCAGCAAUCACAGUCGACAACUACAGGGCAUUCAGUCGAGCCAGAAUUGAUUCCAUCCACGAAAGUUGCUUCCUCUAAACCAACGGAAUCCCAGCUCAUUGAAGCUCGCCCUAUUUCUGAGGACAAAUACACCUUGACAACCCCUUUACCUGGUACCAGCGUUGCCGUAGAAACUGAUGUUUGCCUUUUACGUAGCCAAGGUUCGCAAGUUACACCUGAGGCGCCCGAUAUCACUUGUUGUGGCAUUCAGACUGACGCCGGCCCCUCGAAAACAAAUCGUGGCACCAAUCCUCAUGCUCAGCGUACACAUGUACAGUGUACCACACACUUUUCCCCUAUUUCCAGCGAAAAGGUGGACAGAUCGUAUGAGGCCUGGACCUCGGCGGAACCCAGUGGCGUUCAGAGUGAGCCGACACGACGUCGCUUCAUUCCGAAUGUUACCAAGCAGCGGAACUCACGGCGAGUGACGGGUUCUUUGGAGCGAUCAUCUUCCACCACCUCUAGCUACUCGCACACCAUACAACUGCGCUCCUCCAGGCCUUUGUCACCUGCGGAAGUUCAGCAGCUGUUCCCUUCUGCUGUUUACGUGCCAUCCAGCAUGCAACAAGACGUCGCUUCAGAUGUACAAUCUAAUGUGCCACAGGAUGUUACUCCAGACGUGGAAACUACGCAGUCCGCCCCAUACCGUACUACGAACUCCCAAUCUUCUGACAGAUUCAGUUUCCUCACGAAACGCAAACUUAUUAAUGAAAUGUCACCACGUCACUUGGUUCCUGGUGAUGUUGACGUGGAGCGGCUGUCACACAGCGGUGCCGAAGUGGUAGGCGACGUUUUAUCACGCUCGAAGCCUGUGAGCACUACACAUGUGACAUAUCACUUUGAUCGAGACCUCUCGAUAGCCUCAUCCGGGCCAUCCGAUCUACCAUCCCCAUUGAGUGUCAGGUUGGAGGAAGCGACUUCUCCUAAAAACAUGCAUCCUUCACCUACAGUGGACAAAAAAGUGUAUAACAUCCCUGUGGUGCAUACGCCACCAGGUACACGCAAGGAUUCUGGCACGAAACCCUCAGAUAAAUCUGCUCCUACUCCUGAUCAUUCGACUGCGUCCAAAGGGCAUGCAAAUGUAUCCUCUACUGGUGUCUUCCCAACUUACGGUAUCCGCGAUUUCACGGUGGAGAUUACUGAUCCUACUCGUCCCGUUCAGUCAACUCCUAGCUCUACCACCGUUCGUGCCUCGCCUCUGCAGCAUUCUACUACAGAAACUGAUAGAUCAUUCGGUGCGCGAACUACCCAUCCCCAGGCUCCGACGCCUCCACCUGCUUCUUCUCAUGUCAGUCGGAGAUUUAUUCUCUCCGCGGACACAAAGAAGACUUGUGAGCGAUUAAUGGACCAUUACAAAUCAGGCCAUUCUCCACAGAACAACGUUGAAAUGGCUUCUGACCUCACGAAUUUGAGCCACGUCUGGUUCCAAUUGACCUCAUCCAUGAACAUCCACAUGACUCAAGUUGCGGACUUUUUGGCCAUUCUACAUGAGUAUUCUGAACAACUUGUGCGUGAUGUGGUUCGAUCGUCAAACGAUCAGGGGGCCACUUGCCUACACCUCGCAGUGGGUCACGGCGCACUGUCUGUAAUCCAACUUAUUUUGGACUCUGGCUAUGCGGAACCUGACCGUCUGAACACCGCCGGCUAUUCGGCCGUCAUGAUUGCCGCCAUGAGUCCGCUCAUCACCACCGAUGCUUUGACCAUCCUCAAUCGACUGUUUUCCAUGGGUAACGUGAACCUCCGUUCUACUGCCGGCUCCUUGCAAACACCUCUCAUGAUAGCGGCUCAGAACGGAUCUGUCGAAGUGCUGCAUUUGCUAUUGCAAAAUGGCGCCUCUGUCAACACUCAAGACUCCAGUGGUAACACGGCUCUCAUGUUUGCGAUUCAACGAGGUAGCCACGACAUCAUCGGCGCUUUGCUGGACCGUCCUGAUUCGGAUUUGAGUCUCAAAGACAAUCGCGGUGACGACGCGAUGGCCAUCGCUUUGCGCAAAAACGAUCCCACUGUGAUUGAAUGGAUUCAAAAUGUACUGAAACAUGGCAAACGCUCGCUCACGGCGCCCAUAACUCCGCCCACCGUCUUGAAGUUCGCAGAGAAGAAACACGUGCGCCAAAUUCUCCGCGACUUGCAGGCCGCUCAUAACUCGGUGCGUUAAUUAUCGCUACUGCUCUGCUCUCCAUCAUCACGCUUGUUUCUGGCGGACCGGAGCGAUACACACUGAGCUAUUGCGAACAAAACCACGGUUUGUCGCAGGCAGGCGAUUGUGAUACUUUUUUCUGUAUCACUUUUCUACUUCUUUGCCAGUCAUUAAGUUUGCUUACUAUUUUCACAUAUCAUUUUUUAUUUCUUGCUUAUCUAUUCCAGCACAAAUGGCUGCUUCUCAACUACUGAGUACAUUGUAUCCCUAUUAUAUCGCCCCGACUGUCCUUCACAUUCCUCCCUUUUAAUUGUGGACCUGUCAGUACUUUGUACCGCAACUAAUUGCAUCUUUUUUUGUAGCAAUCCUUACAGCACACU